UAAUAUUUUAAUCGCUUCGCAGGACGAAACGUAGCAUAAGGAGCAUCUAAAAAUACUGUUCGAUAGACUUCAAGAGAGCAUGGCAUAGCAAUCAAUCCGAAAUGUGUGUUCGGAUAGAAAAGUAUUAGCUUCCUGGGACACACAAUCAGCGCUGAGGGCAGCAAACCUUUAUUUGAAAAAGUCCAAACUAUCGUUGAAUUUCAGAAACCAGUUACAGUUGGAUUUCCACAAAGGACUUCGACAUUUCUUAGGAAUGCUCAAUUUCUAUAAUCGAUUUCUCAAAGAUCUCACAAAAAUGCAAGCACCAUUGCUAAAUGCAAUCUCGGGACAUAAACGCAACAACAAUGCGAAAAUAGGAUAGACUCCUAAGCUCAAACAACGAGGAACAUCUCGCUCAAGCCACCUCGCUCGCAUUUCCACAGCAAGGCAACACUCUCGUUGCAAACAGACGCCUCAGACAAAGCAAUCGGUGUGGUAUUGCAACAGUACAGCGGAUUUGUACAGCCACUCAGCUUCUUUUCAAAGAAGCUCACUCCUACGCAAACAAAGUAUAGCGCAUAUGGUAGAGAAUUAUUAGCUAUUUAUGCGACUAUCAAACAUUUUCGAUAUAUGCUAGAGGGACAAAACUUUCAUGUUAUCACGGAUCAUAAACUCCUCGUGUUCGCAUUCAAGAGGAAAUCAGAUCAAAUGUUGCCAAGACAAACCCGCCAAUUACUCUUCAUUUCGGAGUUUACAAUUGAUGUACGUCACGUCUCAGGUGCCGAAAACAUUGUAACAGAUGCAUUAUCUCGCGUCGAUACUGUCGUGAUGCCAACUAGUCUCGAUAUGCAAGAGAUUGCAGAAGCUCAAGCCUCGGAUGACGAAUUGCAACAACUGAAGCAAUCUACAUCAACGUCUUUGAAGCUCAAAAAGUUUACCUUAUCGGAAACAACAUCCAACAUUUAUUGUGACACUUCAGAAGAAGAAACCAGGCCUUACAUUCUUGGAUCAUUACGAAGAUGAGUUUUUGACAUGAUGCAUCAAAUGUCUCACCCAAGCAGCAGAGCAACUCACCAACAAAUUGUACAAAAAUUUUGUGUGGCCCUCCAUAGCUAAAGACAUUAAAGAGUGGGCCCACACUUGUCUAGCAUGCCAACAAUCUAAAAUUCAUCGGCAUAACCAUACCUCGCCUACCAAAAUAUCAGUACCAGAUACUCGUUUCGAGCACGUACAUAUCGAUAUCGUCGGUCCUCUUCCUUCAUUCCAAAGGUUUCAGAAUUGUACAGCAAAUAUGGUGGCGAUGA
This is a messenger RNA of Acromyrmex echinatior (Panamanian leafcutter ant), 1283 nucleotides long. RefSeq lists its product as uncharacterized. Lineage: Eukaryota; Metazoa; Arthropoda; Insecta; Hymenoptera; Formicidae. The record is from RefSeq and is a predicted model, not a curated record.